AUGGGGCAAAAUUGGACGGUGAGCACUUCACUGUUCCCGGCACGUAUUGGCGGUGAACUUGGGCAAGAUUCUGGUUUGGUACCGCAAACCUACAUGAUCGGCAAGGAUAAGACCUUAAAUCCAGACAAAUAUUACAUCGUAACGUUUGCUCUAUUCUCCAAUGGGGAGUCAUCUUCCCCUUCGAACACGCCUUUCCCAUAUAACGGCCCGUAUUUCCCUGCUGUGUCAUACGAAGACAAUACUCGGGCGCAAUACACUGUCCUCACCCAAAAGCUGGGCAUAGAACGUGUAUACUGCGUCGUGGGUUUCUCAAUGGGCGGGCAACAGGCUUACCACUGGGCGGUCAUGUACCCCAAUUUCAUAGACAAAUACGUUUGCAUAUGUGGAUCGGCUCGGACCAGCCCCCAUAACAAGGCUUUCCUAGAAGGGCCGAAAGCGGCGUUGGUAGCGUCGAAAGACUUUGAAAAUGGUCACUACACGCGCACUCCACAUCAUGGCAUCCGGGCGUUUGCGCGCGUCUACUGUGCUUGGGCAUAUGGACAGAGCUGGUUCAGGAAAGAGGGAUACCUGCAGGAUGGACGGUACACUAGCAUGCAAGAUUUCAUUAGAGAAGACUGGGAAGCCGGAUACCUUAGAGCUUGGGACGCUAACGAUAUGCUUACCCUCCUUCAUACUUGGCAAACAGGCAACGUCGCGGCAGUCAAGGACGGUGGUGAUUUGCCGAUGUGCUUGGGUGCAAUCAAAGCUAAAGGUCUCAUUAUGCCGUGCAAGACGGAUCUCUACUUUACGCCCGAGGACAGCGAGAUAGAGGUAUCGUAUAUGAAAGAGACCGCUAAACUAGUGGUGAUCCCAUCCGUCUGGGGGCAUUUCGCCGGUGGCGGGUCUAACACGGGUGAUGACGCCUUUAUUAGGGACCAGGUGGUCGCCUUCCUUGAAAACUAGCGUCGUGGUGACGGUGCUCCGGAUUCUCAGUUGACGAAACUCGAACGGGCUAAUUUCAGCGAGAUAAGGAGUAAAACUGAAUAUGCCAUUACCUUCCUUUGUCCACUUAUAGCUAUGAGAUGGUUCCCCCC
Messenger RNA from Gloeophyllum trabeum ATCC 11539, 1073 nucleotides. Its product is annotated as alpha/beta hydrolase fold protein. The record is from RefSeq and is a predicted model, not a curated record. Bases 1 to 942 code for a protein of 313 amino acids. Gene Ontology annotation, molecular function: acyltransferase activity, transferring groups other than amino-acyl groups. The transcript has 12 exons. Lineage: Eukaryota; Fungi; Basidiomycota; Agaricomycetes; Gloeophyllales; Gloeophyllaceae. Gene Ontology annotation, biological process: biosynthetic process.